This is a messenger RNA of Penicillium argentinense, 1812 nucleotides long. RefSeq lists its product as uncharacterized. Gene Ontology annotation, cellular component: nucleus. Lineage: Eukaryota; Fungi; Ascomycota; Eurotiomycetes; Eurotiales; Aspergillaceae. Bases 1 to 1812 code for a protein of 603 amino acids. The transcript has 5 exons. The record is from RefSeq and is a predicted model, not a curated record.
AUGUCGCGCGCAGAAUUGAACGAGGGCUUGAUGAGCCUGGACGCUGAGUCAUUGCGCUCGUUCUCGGAGAGCCUGCCUGACGAGUAUCACGAUUGGGUAUCGGAAUCCGGGCGAACAUCACGUCGCUCAUUGAGGUGUAGAAAUGACCAAAUGCUCGACGACUUUCCUCACCCGCCCAGCCGAGCCAAGAACCCUGACUCGAUUGUGGAAGACGAGAUCUAUCCGACGCCGAAGCCGUCGGUUAAGAAUAUGCGGCGGGAUGUCACCGCCAGUGAGUUAGUCACCACCGACAACGACUAUCCGCUCCUGCAGGAGGUCAAUCCCUACGACGGCGCAGAGGAAUUCAAACCCGUCAACGAGGAAGGCGCGUCCUACGAUCUGAUCGCGCCAUGGGACGGCGUCGACGCCCCUCUGCACAAGCUCGAGCGUCUCACCGAUGUGAUGUUUGGAACAGAGCAUAUGCUGUUGAUUCUGAAUAACCCUCGCUACCUGUUGCGCUUUCGCGAGUUCUUGAUUGAAGAACGUCCGCGUUCCAUCUCAACCCUCACGUACUACCUUAAUGCAGUCAAGGCACUGAAGGCCAUUGAAUAUGCCAAUGCGCUUGUGCGCCUGUCGACCGAUGUGCCACCUCCAGCGGUCCAAAUAGUCCAGGAGAACAAGGGCUCCGUCGGGAUCACCGCGAAUAAAGUCCUAGAACAGCGUGUAGAGGAUGGGCUCAAAGCGUUGACGGCGGAGGAGUUGCCGGCGUUCAUCACGUCGCGAUGCAUCACCAUUACCAGCAAGAUUGUCGGGGAGCGAGUGCGUGGUAAACUGCCUCUGAAAUUUCGCGAGACUUCGAAUGCGCUCGCCGAAGUCUUCUGUCUGACGGAUCCCUCGCGGCCAGAUAAUCCGAUCAUCUUUGCAUCGGAAGAAUUCCACCGCACCACACAGUACGGCAUGGAUUAUGUCCUCGGACGGAAUUGUCGAUUCCUCCAGGGUCCCAAAACCAACCCAAAUAGCGUGCGCAGAAUAAGAGAGGCACUCAAAGACUGCCGACACCACUCCGAACUCUUUCUCAACUAUCGACGCGACGGCUCCCCAUUCAUGAACCUCCUCCAAUGCGCCCCUCUCUGUGACAGCCAAGGCCGUGUAAAAUACUUUAUCGGCGCGCAGAUUGAUGUCUCCGGACUCGCCCUCGACGGCGCACAGAUGGAAUCACUGAUCGAACUGCAAUCCCGCUACUGCGAUCCAGAAGAAGAGAGCGUUGCGGAAAUGCCUGCUAGGGCCCACAAAGACGAGCUCCAGGCGAUGGCGGAACUCUUCAGUCCGCGUGAACUCAGCGCCGUGCAGGAACACGGAGGGGAUCUUUUCCAGCCCUUGAACACCAGAGCCGCCUCCCGGAGCCAGCAACACUGGUUGCAGAGGGGUAAUUCCAUUGACAGUGAAGCGGAGGCGAUCCGUCUUCAGGACCUCAAGUCGCCUUUGCUGCGGGGGUCAUUGGCUGGUGUCUAUGAAAAUUACCUCCUCGUCCGACCCUACCCCUCCCUCAAGGUCCUCUUUACAUCGCCUUCCCUCCAAAUCCCUGGCAUGCUCCAAUCCUCCUUCCUCGCCCGAAUCGGCAGCUCAAACGCCGUUAAGGACGAACUUACAGAAGCAAUGAAGAAUGGACAAAGCGUCACUGCACGGAUCAAAUGGGUAACACGAUUCAGCGCCGAGGGUCGAAACCGCUGGGUCCACUGUACGCCUCUCUACGCCAGCAAUGGACAAGUCGGUGUCUGGAUGGUGGUCAUUGUGGACGACGACGAAGAACAGAUUAUCAAUAGGCGGAACUAG